CGACUACUUUCAAGAUGGCUGCUUCAAAGUCACUGUUUGCAUGAGGUAGAUAAAGAUACACUUUAUUCGUUAAAAAUCUGAAAAAUAAGCCGUGAAAUGCCACCCAAGAAAGGAAAAGGAGGCGGAGGAGGUGCUGGUGGAGGAAAACAAGAUAAAGGGAAAGGAUCCAAAGGUAUGUACAUUUUUUUGUUCUGGCUCUGUCUUUGUUGGAGUAUUUACAAAGCACAGAACUCUAAAAUGUAAGUUGUUUUGGAACGCCUGUACCUUUUGCCUCUUCAGGAAACAGUGUAAAUCUGUUCAAAUUAUAUACAGUUCGUCACCUUAAUUUUAAAAUUACUGGAGUUGGUAUUAAAUUUGUUAUUCCUUGAAUGCGACUAUCAAGGUAUUCACAGUGACACAUACAAAUUCCUAGAUAAACUGGAGAAAAGAGUUGGAUGAUAUUGAAGAAAAAACUUUAAAAGGGUUUUCAUGUCAAGAAUGGCCACCCUAUUCCACCAUUUGUGUUGGAUAUUCCGUGUACAAUAAGGGGGUGUUUACAUGACACCGGGGCAACUUUCGCUCCAGAGUGAGUUCACUGGGGUUCCCUCUCAUGGCUCUACAUUUGUUUACAUGAUAACACCACAAAAUGUCAUGCCGGCGCGAGUCACCCCGGCAUGAGUUCACCCCGGUUGUUGUGCUGAGGAUGGUAUCAUGUAAAUGCGAAACGACCAAACGUUUCGGUGUGAAAUUGGUCUGCUGGUAGACUGGAACGGGUAGCGCAUGUAUAAUGUUUGCAAUUUUGAAUCUUACAUGUAUUUUAUCAACAUGAAGUGUACCUGCAAGUAAAGAGAUAUGAAAUGACCCAGUCAUAAUGUAAACACGAUACAAAAUAAAAAAGAUAUCCCAGUAUGAAACUCGCUCUGUUGCGAGUUUUCUCAUGUAAACACCCCCUAACUUAUUCAUUUUAGGUGGAGGUGGUGGUGAAGAUGAAGGAGCAAGUGGAGGCAAGACUAAAAAGGGUGGAACUGCUGUUAAGGUAUGUCGAGUGUCGAAAGCAGACCUUCCAACAUCUAAAACUCCCAAAUCUUGAGGUCUCCAAAAUUUACCCCCAAAAAUCUUGAGAUCUGAGUCCCAAACAGUGCGAUUUACCUAAAUGUUUAAAAACAAAGGAAUCUCAAUGCUAACAGUACCUAGCAGUGUUCAAACUGCCAUAAUUAGUGCUCUUUUAGCAUUAAUUAACACAAAAUUAGACAAAUACGUACCUUAAUUAUAUGGCCCUCAUUUGUGUUCAUCACGCUGAUGGUCUGCGGAGAGUCCUGAACACAUGAAACAAAGCCUUUCCAGGGGACUUUGCACUAAGAUUUGAUAUGAGAAGGAGCUUUAUCAAUGAGAAGAAACGUAAGCCCAAAAGACUUGAAGUUCAGGCCUUAUCUGAUGUGAUUGAGGUUCCAUUCUAAUUCAUUGUGGGAACCCAUGAUAUUUCAAGGUGAAAUCAUGAGAUGACUCCUGAAAUCUUGAGUCUCAUGACCAAAUCAAUAUUAGAGUUGGAAGGUCGGUGAAAGUGUUGGUCAAACUGUACUAAGUCCCAUCCAGGCAGAGUUUGCGGAGUUAGCACAGACAAUGCUGGGCUUUUCUUGUUAAUGUACUUUUUUUAAUUGAUCUAUAAACUGUAAGCUUAUACAUUGUAUGUCAGGCAUAUGGUUAGGAUAUAUAUUUUAACUUUUAUUGUUCACUUCAUGACAUGACUGAGUGUAUUCAAGUGGUGACAUGUGGAAAAAAUCUUGUUUGAGUGUGCCAGUUUUAUUACCUGGACUAAAAAAAAGAUCAGAAUCAGAAUCAUACUGAGCAACCAUCAUGUGGAAUGAUCCUGUUUACAAAAUUAAUAUUUCUGACCCAAAGUGGACUGGCUCACUCUUAUCUUUUGCACAUGGAGAAGAUAAGAAUACAUACAAGUCAUUAUAGUGAUAAAGAUUGUUGUUGUUAUUUAGAGACAAUUGACUAAUUCACAUGAAAUCACAAUUCCACAAGGUUCGUCAUAUUUUGUGUGAGAAACACUCCAAGGUGAUGGAGGCAAUGGCCAAGUUAAAGGAAGGCCAAAAGUUUAGUGAAGUAGCGACAGCAUACAGUGAAGAUAAAGCAAGACAAGGGGUAAUGAUCAAACUUGAAUGUGCAGUACAGUUUAACCAGACAAGUCUAUUUUCCUUGAGAAUCAUUUUGUACAAAAUCCUGCCAUAAAAUAGAAAUUUUAUCAAUCAAUAGAUGGCUUACAAAUACAGCCACCUUUCAAUAGAGUGGGGUAGGGUCCGACAGGUGGGUUUGGGGGGAGGUUCUUGAGAGGCAGCUGUAUUUGCAGAGUAGCCAAGUGUCCAUUUUUGUUUAACUGAAUGCAAAAAAAAAGUUGAGCCUGGAACAAAUUUUGAACACAUGGUAUGUAUUUAUAACUGUUGAGUCUGUGGAUGGAAUCGAAAAGACUGACCAUUCAAAUGAAUCCCGUUGGCUUAUACACCUUCCAAAAUCCCCAGUUACAGUUACCACUCCAAGAGUUACUUGAAGAUCAUUUCAGGGUCAUUGUGGAACAAAAAAUGGGGAUCAUUUUGGGGUAAGGAUUGUUUUAGGGUCGAUUUGGGGAUCAUUUCAGGGCUGGGAUCAUUAUUUUUCAGGCCGGGAUCAUUUCAGGUCCUGUGCAGCUGCAAGGUAAUCAAUUAGUCCAGAACUUACAAGUGACCAACCUAUGACCAAACUUGGUAGUCAUGUCUCUAAGCAAGCUCUCCGUUCAAGGAGUAGGUUUAGGGAAGGGAAAUGAACCUUUGUUCUUAUCUCCUCAAUACCUCACCCUCAAGAGUCUGACAAAGGCUAUGUAAGAGGUGGGUUAUCAUUGACUUCAUGUGCGAAUAGGUGCAACCUUUGUGACCGUACCUAUAUCUUUCAACCCAUUAGGGAGAUCUUGGUUGGAUGACAAGGGGAUCUAUGGUAAGAUACAGAAUUCAUUAGCAGAUAGAGUUGAAUCUCUCUGAACAGACCCCUCAGUCUGUAGUAGACAGAGUUGGUCCCUACUUAUUAAGUAAUAAUUAUUUUCUGUGAAGUUGUCUUUAAGGGGAACACUUCUCUUUAGAAGAUGUAAGUUAUUCACUAAGGCUGAUGUAAAGAUGGUUGGUUAUUAGUCAAGUUCUUCUUUUACCUUUUUAUGGGCCAAGAUGAAUUUGAGGUCCAUAACUAAAAAAAAAACGAAAAGAAUUAGGCUAAUAUCCAGCCAUCCUGACAGAACAAGUGGAUCAUUAUACGUUUCUGGGAAACUUCCCACCUACCCCUCCCCUAAGCCAACUUUAACACUUACUUCUCACUUAGGGCAAAAUGUUGGCUUAUGGGAAGGGUAGGUGGGCAGUUUCCCAGACACAUAUAAUGAUACCAAGCGUGGUUAUUAAAGGAUUUCUCAGAUGGCAAAGGGGAUAUAAUAUUUUUGCAGAAGCAGGCCUGAAAUUUUAUGCACACUUGGUGCUGGUCCUAACAAUGUCUAUCCUAGAGAGAGUUGGCUGUGCAUUGUAAACAUUUAUUAUUUUUUUUUGCUGUUGGUUCUUUCUGUGCUGUUUGCCCCAGUUGUUCAAAGGUGAAUAACGCUAUCCGCCAGAUAAAUCUCUAUGCACUGAAUAGCGCAAUUGGUUUCCCGAGGACUUAUUCCUGGAAAGUGACUUAUCCAAUGGAUAGUGGUAUCUUAUCUUUAAACUACUGGGGCCAGAUGUUUUUUAUUCUUGUUUAUAAGGUUGGUCCAUUUCAAGAAGCUGCAUUUGCUCUAUCACCCAGUACAGUGGACAGACCAUCUUACACAGACCCACCCGUCAAGACAAAAUUUGGAUAUCACAUUAUUAUGAUCGAAGGAAAAAAAUGAAAUCUUUUUCCAUAAAUUUCUUGCAUUGCUAAUACGAAGGUCCACGUAUUUCUGUCCAAAAAUUAACGUUUUUUCCAUGCUACAACAAGGGCUUGGAAAAACUUGAAUUCCAGCUUGUCCUUUGGGCAAGCAUUUCUCUCAUUUCUCUCCUUCUUGCUCGUCUUAGUUAAUGAUUUUGUUAGAGGGUGACUUGCUGGGACCCUCGCUUAUCGCACACACAGCUUGAAGUUCGGUCGUUUUGAUACAAAGUCGUUUCGAUACAAGUCGUUUUGAUACGAACUCAAGCACUUAUAUUGCACAAAAAUUUUGAUCACUUCAAGUAUAUAGUUUGUGGGUGAACAAGAAAAACAUUUUGGGUGAAUAUUCUUCGUUCUUUAAGCCGAGUAGGUAGAACUAUUAACACCUAAACUGAAUAGGCUUGUAUCGAAACGACCGUAAACCAC
Molecule: messenger RNA, 4305 nt
Organism: Porites lobata
Lineage: Eukaryota; Metazoa; Cnidaria; Anthozoa; Scleractinia; Poritidae
Source: the annotation of a GenBank genome assembly